CAGGUUAUUAAACAAAGGGAGGAGCUGCAGACAGGUGAGGACAUUGAAGUGAAAAUAUGUAGUCAGACGGCCUGACUCCAUUUUACACUUCAACGGAGCAGGAGGAAGAAAACAGGUGUUACUGGUUGAUCUCUCAGACUGGAGAAGAUGAGUGAGGAAGAGGACAAGUCUUCAGUCUCCAGCUGUCUGUCUCUGAAGAGUGACUGGUCUAAAGAGACCCCUCCAUACUUCAGUAAUGAACCUGGACCCUCAGACCCAAAAGGGAAGAGGAAGAGUGGUGUUCCUGUGGAGGAGCAGCUGUACAGCUGUGCUCUGUGUCAGGAUGUCCUGAAGGAUCCAGUCUCUACCAGCUGUGGGCACUGGUUCUGCAGACAGUGCAUCACCUCAUACUGGGAGCAGCACCCUCCAUCAGGAGACUCCUCCUGUCCUCAGUGUGGAGAAAGACCCAGAACCAGAGCUGGACUGCAGACGGCCAGUCAGACCAGUUCUGUACAAACAGAACGUGGUCUGCAGGAGGUUCUAUAUGAACAUAGGCUCAGUCUGAGGAGGAAAUGUGAACGUGUGACUGAAGGAACUGAUCAAAGUGAAACCCUCCUCAACAGCAUCUUCACUGAGCUCUACAUCACACAAGGCCUCAGUGAAGAGGUUAAUACUCAGCAUGAGGUGAGGCAGCUGGAGACAGCUUCCAAGAAGAAGCCCCUCCAUGACACUCCAAUCAAGUGCCAGGACAUCUUUAAAGCCUCACCUGACCAGCAGACUCCCAUCAGAGCGGUCCUGACCAACGGAGUCGCUGGAGUUGGAAAAACCUUCUCAGUGCAGAAGUUCACUCUGGACUGGGCCGAGGGUUUGGGAAACCAAGAUGUCAGUCUGGUGAUCCCGCUCUCCUUCAGGGAGCUGAACCUGAUCAAAGGAGAGCAGUACAGUCUUCUCAGGCUGCUCCAUGUUUUCCAUCCAACCUUACAGAAGGUCACAGCAGAGCAGCUGGCUGUCUACAAAGUGCUGCUCAUCUUUGACGGCCUGGAUGAAAGCAGACUUUCUCUGGACUUCAGAAACAAUGAGGUUGUGUCUGAUGUCUCUCAGCAGUCCUCAGUCAACGUGCUGCUGACAAACCUCAUCAGGGGGAAGCUGCUUCCCUCGGCUCUCGUCUGGAUAACUUCCAGACCUGCAGCGGCCAAUCAGAUCCCUCCUGAAUGUGUGGACAGGGUAACAGAAGUACGAGGCUUCACUGACGCCCAGAAAGAGGAGUACUUCAGGAGGAGAUCGAGUGAUGAAGACCUGUCCAGCAGAAUCAUCUCUCACAUCAAGAGCUCCAGGAGCCUCCACAUCAUGUGUCUGAUCCCAGUCUUCUGCUGGAUCACUGCUGCAGUUCUGGACCACAUGUUGACUACAGACCAGAGAGGAGAGCUGCCCCAGACCCUCACUGACAUGUACGCACACUUCCUGCUGGUCCAGACCAAGAGGAAGAAGCAGAAGUAUGAAGCGGGACAUGAGACGAGUCCACAUUGGCUGACGAAGCCUGACAGGGAGCUUCUUCUGAAGCUGGGGAGGCUGGCGUUUGAACAUCUGGAGAAAGGAGACAUCAUGUUCUACCAAGAAGACCUGCAGCGCUGUGGUCUUGGUGUCACCGAGGCCUUGGUGCACUCAGGAGUUUGUACAGAGAUCUUCAAAAGAGAGAGUGUGAUCUUCCAGAAAACAGUCUACUGCUUUGUUCAUCUGAGCGUUCAGGAGUUUCUGGCUGCAGUCUACAUGUUGCACUGUUACACCAACAGAGACACAGCGGUACUGAAAGACUUCCUGCAGAGAGACUUGGACGAAGACAACAGUGAUAGCAGUGAUAGCAGUGAUCAGGAGUACUCAUCCCUGGAUGUCUUCCUAAAGAGCACCAUGGAGAAAUCCCUCAGAAGUAAAAAUGGCCACCUGGACCUGUUUGUCCGCUUUCUCCACGGCCUCUCUCUGGAGUCCAACCGGAGACUCUUAGGAGGCCUGCUGGGUUGCACAGACAACCAUCCAGAAACCAUCCAGAGAGCCAUCAGCAACCUGAAGGAGAUGAACAGUUAUGAAAUCUCUCCUGACAGGAGCAUCAACAUCUUCCACUGUCUGACAGAGAUGAAGGACCUCUCAGUACAUCAGGAGAUCACAGAGUUCCUGCAGUCAGAGAACAGAUCAGAGAGACUCUCUGAGAUCCACUGCUCUGCUCUGGCCUACAUGCUGCAGAUGUCAGAGGAGGUUCUGGAUGAGUUGGACCUGGAGAAGUACAACACAUCAGAGGAGGGGAAACAGAGACUGAUUCCAGCUGUGAGGAACUGCAGGAAGGCACAACUUGUUAACUGUGGACUCUCAGAGUCUCAAUGUGAAGUCGUGGCCUCAGCUCUGAGGUCGGACCCCUCCCAUCUGAGAGAUCUGGACCUGAGUGAGAACGAUCUGAAGGAUUCAGAAGUGAAGCUGCUGAGUUCUGGACUAACGAGUCCAAACUGCAGACUGGAGACUCUCAGACUGAGUGGCUGCUGGUUGUCAGAGAUCAGCUGUUCUGGUCUGAUCUCAGCUCUGAAGUCCAACCCCUCCCAUCUGAGACAUCUGGACCUGAGUCACAACGCUCUGCAGGAUUCAGGAGUGAAGCUGCUGAGAGAUCUUCUGGAGAGUCCAGACUGCAGACUGGAGACUCUCAGACUGAGUGGCUGCUGGUUGUCAGAGAUCAGCUGUUCUGGUCUGAUCUCAGCUCUGAAGUCCAACCCCUCCCAUCUGAGACAUCUGGACCUGAGUCUCAACGCUCUGAAGGAUUCAGGAGUGAAGCUGCUGAGAGAUCUUCUGGAGAGUCCAGACUGCAGACUGGAGACUCUCAGACUGGAGCACUGCAUGUUGUCAGAGAUCAGCUGUUCUGCUCUGGCCUCAGCUCUGAAGUCCAACCCCUCCCAUCUUAGAGUUCUGGACCUGAGUCACAACGAUCUUCAGGAUUCAGGAGUGAAGCUGCUGACUGAUCUUCUGGAGAGUCCAGACUUCAGACUAGAGACUCUCAGGUCCACGAGGAUAAACGUCCCAAAGACAUGUUGCAUUUUGCAGUGAAAAUCUGAUCUGAGCAUAUUCCAAAACGGCAAAGAAAACAAGACCAGGGGCCUGUUCUACGAAGCUGGUUCAACCUAACCUGGAUAUGUUUGAGUUAGCCGGUUGGCCUAAUCCAAAACAUACGCGCUCUCGCUAAACUGUACUACGACGCGGGUUAUCAAG
Messenger RNA from Gymnodraco acuticeps, 3222 nucleotides. RefSeq names its product protein NLRC3-like. The transcript is spliced from 9 exons. NCBI's taxonomy places the organism in Eukaryota, Metazoa, Chordata, Actinopteri, Perciformes, Bathydraconidae. The coding region runs from base 148 to 3060 and encodes 970 amino acids. The record is from RefSeq and is a predicted model, not a curated record. Gene Ontology annotation, molecular function: protein binding.